AAGAUGGCGAUACACCUGUUUCUCUGGUGCUGAUCCUAGUUGUUGUCUGCGCAACACCAGAAAACAGCGCGUCAAGAACAGACUGUUACUAAACUGGAGACGUAGUUAAACAGCUGGAGUAAACUCCGUCACCCAGAAUGUCCACAGAGGAGCUGUCAGCCUCGGAUAGCGAGGCUGUCCUCGCCGGCGCAGGGGAGCGGUGGGCACCGGUAGGCGCUGUGGCCAGCCCCGAGGAUGAGAGCAGGAGCGGGAGCGCUGGCCAGCCGAAACAGAGAGGCUCGUCCUCGGCCACCGAGGAGGACAUGGCCGCUAGGCUGGAGAAACUGAAAGAGGAGCAGGAGCUGCUGAACUCCUCCCUCCUCGCCCUCACCUCACACUUUGCCCAGGUUCAGUUUCGACUGAAGCAGAUAGUUCACGCCCAGACCGAGGAGAAGGAGAGGAUGCUGGCCGAGCUGGAGGAGUUCGCCUUCAGGGGCUGCCCGCAUGUGGUGGGCUGCCGGGCUCAGGAUGCCAAGCAGCUGGAGAACUCGAGUGAGAGGGAGAAGAGGGAACGCCUGGAGGCUCAGCGGGAAAAACAGAAGGAUCUCAUUUUCCAACUGAAGACACAGCUGGAUGAUCUGGAGCGCUUCGCCUAUCAGGAGGGCAGCUACGACUCGCUGCCGCAGUCUGUUGUCAUGGAGAGACAGAAGGUCAUCAUUGACGAGUUGAUCAAAAAGCUGGAUGUUAAUCUGAACGAGGACAUCGGGAACUUGUCUCCCGAGGAGCUGAGACAGAGAGUGGACGCUGCCAUUGCUCAGAUAGUGAAUCCAGCUAGGGUGAAGGAGCAGCUGGUGGAUCAGCUCAAGACCCAGAUCAGGGACCUGGAGAUGUUCAUCAACUUCAUCCAAGAUGAAGUGGGGAACCCUCUAUUAUCAGACGGUGGACACAGCCAGCAGCCACAAGCAGCAGGGACCAAUGCCAGAACUCCAGGAGCGAAGAAGAAAGUGGACCCAGAGCAGGCCCAGAAGAUGCGAGAGACCGGCCUGCAGCUGAUCCAGAAGGCCCUCGCUGUGCUGCAGAUCUUUGCUGCGAGCCAAUUUGGCUGCGCACCCGGCCAUGUUCCUCAGAACAUGUGGUCUCAGGAGUCAUCGGGGCAGGACUACGGGCCGUUGCUGCAGCGCCUGGAGACAGCUGUUGACAAGGUGCGAGUGCUGGCGUCAUGCAGACAGCCCUCCCUCGAACAUGUUGUCAACUACACCAGCAACUCUGCGCUGGGACCUCGAGACGAGCUGACAGCAUCUGUGAGGAAGGAGCUGGCGAUCGCUCUGAAAGACUUGUUGGCUCACGGGCUCUUCUCCCCCUCCCAGACCAUGAGCCUGGUGCUGGCACCCAUCUCCUGCCUGCUGCCUUACAGACCAGCCCCACAGACCAUGCACCCAUGGGAACUCUUUGUUAAAUUCUACCACUCCAAAAACGGAAAGGCCUUCGUAGAGACGCCAGCCCGCCAGCUUUCACAGUCCUUCAGCCUGCCUGUAGGCGGCGGCCCGGUGACCAUCACCCCUAAACAGUCUCUGCUGUGGGCCAUUCACACGGUGCUGAAGGAGCACGGACGCUACAAACGAGGACCAGACACAGAGUUCAAAGCGCUGGUGUGCAUGGCUCUGAACGAGCAGCGGCUGGUGUCGUGGCUCAACCUGCUGUGUAAGUCUGGGACUCUGAUACACCCACACUACCAGGCCUGGAGCUACAUGGCCCAGACCGGCUUUGAAGGAGCCCUCCGAAUCCUGGGCCGCAUCAGCCACCUUAAAUUCAACCUCCCAGUGGACCUGGCUGUCCGGCAGCUGAAAAACAUUAAGGAUGCUUUCUGAGCAGCCAACACUAAGCUCAAAAAUCAAGUGUUUCAUCAGCUACACUGCUCUUAGCUAGCAUUCAGGACCAAAAGCAUGACUUUGUGCUUCAAGUAUGAAACAUACUAAAGGUUAUUUAAGUAGCCACCCACCUUAAGUAAAGUGCAAGUGUGUGAUGUCUGCAGUACAUGCAUGGAUGAUUAUGUUGUGUGAGCUUCAGCCAUGAGCAACCAUAAUCAGUAUAUUCCACUAUGUUUAAGAUGCCAAAAUGUCAAGAUGACAACGCUUCUCGUACUGUAAACAUGCCUUAGAGAGAAGAUUGAGAUUACCUCACCUUUAGUGAAGCCUUCCUGACCUUUGCAACCUGUGCUCAUACUACUGUAUCAUUCCCCUGUGUACAUGAUAGUGUCCUAAGCUAUGCAGCAAAGAGAGAGGUUGGAUUUGUACAGUAAUCAGUACUGUAACAUGUGGCUACCACAGAGACAUUCCAGGAAGAAAAACAAUGAGCAGAAACUUGAUACUGUGGCAUCUACACAGUAACCAGCGCUUGUGAUGUAUUGGUUCAUUGUUUACAGUGACAAAGUACAGUGACCUCUGUUAUGGCUUUCAUCAUUUUGGCGGUAAAUAAUGUGUAGCAGAUUGGUUGAUCACAAAGCACUCAGGUCAACUUGAAAUGAAAAACGUCUCCACCGUGAUGCACCCCUCAAACAUUACUUACUACAGUUAAUGUGUAACGUCUACAAAUACGCAGCUCUCAGCAACUCCAUUUAAAAACUGAAGCUGUUAUCACUUCUUGCACGCUGUGUUUCAGGUGUGUUAGACCCUGUAUGAACUGCUGCUUUUCUCCUAUUGCAGGUGUAGUUCAAAUUGAAAUGACAGUGAUAUUGUAUAAGAAUGAUGUAAUGGCUUACAUCCCGUAUUUAACACGACAGGUUUAGUUUCGUUUCCUGUUUUUCAGAGAAAGUAGUUUUUAUCAUCCUGAGACAGCUGAGUUGCACGAAUCAUAUCCUUAAAAACUGAAUGUACAAACCAUAGAUGCUAUUAAACUGAGGUUUAGUUUAUAUCUGCUGUAUGUCUCCCUGCUGUUUAUGGGAUUAAAGCGCCAGUGUUCCUGGGCCCACAUGUACGUAUAAACCUCUGAGAAUCAGCGUGUUGAUAAAAUAUCUCUGUGUUUGUAUAUCCUGAGAUAAAAACCUGUGCACUUUGUGACUUGAGUGCACCCGCAGACACAUUUUUAGCAUUUAUUUUACUGUGUAAAUGAAGACUGUCUGUUAAAUACAACGCUAUAUUUAGCCUCCUGUUUUCCCCAUUUUUGUUGUGUUUUGUUCAGCUGUUAUAUUGUGAUUUAUGUGAACAGACAUUUAUUUAUUGCAUAGCAUGUUUUAGCUCACCCCUGAAGUAGGUAACAUAUCAAAACACUUUGUUGAAGUAGCUCGGAACACUAGACACACUGAAUCAUUUAAAUUGUGCUAUUUAUGUUAUUUUUAUUUGAACCUUUAAUCAUAAAUAAUAUAUUGGGAGAUAUGAAUUGUCAGGUUUUUUUGUCACUUUGUUUUUUAUUAUGUUUAAUGCAUACCUUCAGCUGUAAAAAAUAAAAUAAAAAUUAAACAUAGUA
Messenger RNA from Epinephelus fuscoguttatus (brown-marbled grouper), 3441 nucleotides. RefSeq names its product RUN domain containing 1 (gene rundc1). The record is from RefSeq and is a predicted model, not a curated record. Lineage: Eukaryota; Metazoa; Chordata; Actinopteri; Perciformes; Serranidae. The transcript has 5 exons. Bases 138 to 1847 code for a protein of 569 amino acids.